Purpureocillium lilacinum is the source of this 1227-nucleotide messenger RNA. RefSeq lists its product as uncharacterized. Gene Ontology annotation, cellular component: cytoplasm; nucleus. Lineage: Eukaryota; Fungi; Ascomycota; Sordariomycetes; Hypocreales; Ophiocordycipitaceae. Gene Ontology annotation, molecular function: translation elongation factor activity. The record is from RefSeq and is a predicted model, not a curated record. Gene Ontology annotation, biological process: translational elongation.
AUGGCCUUCGGCACUCUCUUCACCUACGCGGACAACCCCCGCUCCACCGCCAUCAAGGCGGUCGCGAAGGCCAACGGCCUCGACCUCAAGAUCGUUGAGGCCGAUACCACCAAGCCCAGCAUCGAGCACCUCAAGGCCCACGGCCUUGGCAAGAUCCCUGCUUUCCUCGGCGAGGAUGGCUAUGCCCUGUCUGAGUGCAUUGCCAUUGCCAUCUACGUCACCUCCCAGAACGAGAAGACCACCCUCCUCGGCAAGACCAAGCAGGACUAUGCCUCUAUCCUGAAGUGGAUGUCCUUCUUCAACUCCGAGUUCGUCCCCAACUUCGGCAACUGGUUCCAGCCCCUUGUUGGCAAGAUCCCCUACAACAAGAAGACUGUCGAUGAUGCCUCCAAGGCUGUUGCCAAGGCCACCACCGUUGUCGAGAAGUACCUCACCCGCCACACCUACCUGGUUGGUGAGCGCAUCACGCUGGCCGAUCUCUUCUGCGCCUCGCUCCUGCACCGUGGCUUCCAGUACUUCUUCGACAAGGAGUGGCGCUCGCAGAACCCCGCCACCACCCGCUGGUACGAGACCGUCGUCAACCAGCCCAUCAUCACCGAUGUUGCCAAGCCGCUUCCCUUCCUUGAGAAGCCCGCCUUGACCAACACUCCCCCCAAGAAGCCCGAGCAGCCCAAGGCCGCCCCCAAGCCCGCUGCUGCCCCCGCUGCCGCCGCUGAGGAGGAGCCCGCCGCCCCCAAGGCCAAGCACCCCUGCGAGGCCCUCCCCAAGGCUUCUUUCCCCCUCGAUGAGUGGAAGCGUCACUUCUCCAACAACGAGACCGACGAGGCCCUCAAGUGGUUCUGGGCCAACGUUCCCCUCGAGGAGGAGUACUCCAUCUGGCGUUGCGACUACAAGUACAACGAUGAGCUCACCCUGACCUUCAUGUCCAACAACCUCAUCGGUGGCUUCAACACCCGCCUGGAGGCUUCCCGCAAGUACAUCUUCGGCAGCGCUUCCGUCUAUGGCGAGAGCAACGACUCCGUCAUCCAGGGUGCCUUUGUCAUCCGUGGCCAGGACCACGUCGGCGUCUUCGACGUCGCUCCCGACUGGGAGAGCUACGAGUUCAAGAAGCUCGACCCCAAGAACGCCGAGGACCGUGCUUUCCUCGAGAACAUGUGGUCGUGGGAGAAGGGCGUUGUCGUCAACGGCAAGGAGUACGCCCACGCCUGCGGCAAGGUCUUCAAGUAA